AUGAAGCUGCGAAGAAAGCUCCUUCGGGUUGCAACCCUCCUCAAGGCAUGCAUGCUGGCGUACCGCGAAGUCGUCUAUGUUAUGGACCUCACCGACCUCCGAAGCAAAGACGAGGUGUAUCGGUACAUUGAGGUCAAUCACACAGGGACCAAGUGUUUGCACCGCGUGCAUGCUCCUUUCUCGACAACACUUACUCCCAAACCCGAGCACGCGGAAGUGGCUCUGCUUUUCAAUCAAGGCACAGCAGCCAUGCAUCUGUUCAGCCGCUUGACGAAGAAGCUUUUCGAAGGACUGGACGUGACGCCAACCGUAGCCGAGAUCGAGAUGGAAAAGCCCAAGAUCCCAGUCAAAACUGGUGGAGGUCCCAUUCCGAAAUACUUCCCGCAUACGGUCAUGGUUGUGCGAAUCGAUCUCACCACAGAGUUCUGGAUUCUUGACCCAACUGGCGCUCAAUAUGGAAUUCAGGAUGUGUUUGUUCCCUGGAAACACUACGUGGAGGAGUAUGAAGUCUCUCUCACGAAAGAAUACCCAUUUCCCGUGACGGAAACACAGGAUCUGGAUUAUUUCGCUACUCUCCCGGGAGCGACAACCUUCGCAGCGAAGAUAGCGAAGGAGCGACAGGCUCGUAUCGUAUUUUCCUCAUUUGUCGAUUGUCUGGUAAUUGAAAACUUACUCGGUGUGUCGGAGACAGACUUCACACGGUGGGUGGGGGAGUUUCAGGAGAGACUGAAGGAACAUUUGAACAGGAAUUUUGACUACGGCGAAGCAGCUGAGUAG
This is a messenger RNA of Penicillium longicatenatum, 777 nucleotides long. RefSeq lists its product as uncharacterized. The record is from RefSeq and is a predicted model, not a curated record. The coding region runs from base 1 to 777 and encodes 258 amino acids. Lineage: Eukaryota; Fungi; Ascomycota; Eurotiomycetes; Eurotiales; Aspergillaceae. The transcript has 2 exons.